CGUCUGGCGGGGCUCAUGGCUGGGCUGCCUGCGGCGCCCUGCCAGAAGGGAGCUUCCGGCCUCUCCGUCCCUCGCCAACGCUGCGCCGCGACCUCCCGGCAGGAGGCGACCGAGCACUCGAGUCGGCAGAGGGGGGCUGGGAGUCACAGGGAUGCCCCAGGUGGAGAAACAAGAUACAACAAAGACAAGAUACUUCAAGGACAAGGUGUGGAUGAACCCCUUUCUGCAACUGGUUUCAGACAAGCAGAUGCUGCUGGUAUAUUUCUCAGUAAUGUAAAGUUUACUCAUGUCUUCUCAAGUGACCUCCUUCGAGCGAAGCAGACUGCAUCCACAAUUAUAGGAAAGAAUAAGUUUUGCAAAGAUAUUGUAAUACAGUAUGAUGCAAGACUUCGAGAGAGGAAAUAUGGGAUUGCUGAAGGAAGGCCAUUGAGUGAUCUAAAGGCAAUGGCAAAUGCUGUUGGAGAGCAAUGUCCUUCAUUUACACCAUCUGGAGGAGAAACACUAGAUGAGGUAAGGGCACGUGCAAAGAAUUUCUUUGAAUUUCUGUGCCAACUUUCUAUUGAAGAAGAGUGUCAGAAAGAACAAACUGUUCUGGGUAUGGCAGGCAAUGGCUUGGAAACAUUAGAAGGAAAACCAGUUUUCCCUUUGAGAAACCACUGCUGUGGACUUGAACUUAAUUCUGAUACUGACAAAGAUACAAAAAUGUUAAAUCCCAAUAUAUUGGUGGUGAGUCAUGGGGCAUACAUGAGAAACUGGUUUGGUUAUUUUGUUUUGGAUCUAAAAUGCACUUUACCAUCAGCUUUAAAAAAGUCUCAGUUAUCUUCUGUGAGUCCUAAUACUGGAGUGAGUCACUUCAUUAUAAACCUUGGAAAUGGAGAUGUGAUUAAACCUGAAAUCAGUUGUAUUUGUCUUAAUCGAGAUGAUCAUUUAGCAGAUGUGAAUACUGAAAAUGUGUAGCUCAAACAAUUAAAAUAUUAGCAACAUGAAAUGUAUUAUAUAGCAUUUUUAGUCUUAAGUUAUUUAAGCAUGAGAAAUAAUUUAUUUUAAAAAAAUACCCUUAAUUAGCAAAUAAGUCUUGACUAAGUUCAUGUUCUAUUUCGAAGAUUGAUCUUAAUAGUUAGUUGAGUUGACUUGAAUUCAGUUAUUGGCACUAUACUGUAAGAUUCUGAAGAAUUGUAAUAAUCUGUUAUACAAUAAUAUACACAAUAUAGAUGACCUUAGUGCUUGAUAGUAAUUCAGUAUUGUAAAAAAAUACUAAAAUAUAUUCUUUAUGAACAGGAACUUAAAGAUAUUACUAUUCAGGACUCAUGGAUCCCUGUUGCUGUAGUGUGGUUUUUGUUUUUUUUUAUUUAAUAUCUUUUUACCAUUCUACCAAAAAUGUUAUGGAUAUCAUCAGCUGUUUUUCAGAAAGUAUUACAUGGCAAAAAGUUUAGAAAUACUGUAACUAAGGAAGUUAAUUUUUUCUCCAACCUACUGUGCUGUAACUUUAUAUAUUUAAGUUGGGUUUUAUAAAUGUAAAUGUCUUCCUAUUUUAAUAUAGUAUAACCUAGUAGAGGGAGCAUUGUCUAGUGGGAAGAGCAUGGAACAGUAGGUGUUUGGGGAAGACCUGGCUCUGUCACUGACUAGCUGUGAGACGCUGGGCAAGUCUCUUAAUCUCGCCAUGCCUCCGUUUUCCCAUCUGC
Molecule: messenger RNA, 1682 nt
Organism: Chelonoidis abingdonii (Abingdon island giant tortoise)
Lineage: Eukaryota; Metazoa; Chordata; Testudines; Testudinidae
Gene: TIGAR
Product: TP53 induced glycolysis regulatory phosphatase
Biological process (GO): regulation of pentose-phosphate shunt; negative regulation of glycolytic process
Cellular component (GO): cytosol
Molecular function (GO): fructose-2,6-bisphosphate 2-phosphatase activity
Source: RefSeq, a predicted model, not a curated record